GGAAGUAUAGGGCAGUAAGACUUAGUAGUAUUCUAGACUGGCAGGACUUGAGGCAUUUUCUGUUGCAUCUUUGUUUGGACACAGUGAGAAACUACGGAGCCCCCGUAAGAAACAGCAACUGAUCUCCAAGGCAGUUCUUUUGUUUUUACAGUCUAUGGUUCCUGCAUGACACAGGACAGUAUGUAAAAAUGUUGUUCAAACUUUGACCUGUGCAGGUCAGUAAUACGCUUAGCAGCGUUUACACUGCCGGAGUUAUAGAAGAAGAAGAAGAAGACGCACGGAAAUUGCGUAGCUAUAUCUACUGCUGCACCAGCGUGCUAACGUUAAAGCACCGGGAGCGGAAGCGGUGUGCAGUCAUGUGGCCUAUAGUUUGGACGGCGGUACGGACCUAUGCCCCUUAUGUGACCUUCCCUGUUGCCUUUGUGGUGGGGGCAGUGGGCUACCACCUGGAGUGGUUUAUCAGGGGGACCCCUAAACCUCGAGAGGAGAAGAGCAUCCUGGAACUGAGGGAGGACAGGAAGCUGGAGGAACAAGAGGGCAUGGACAGCACUCAGGUGCUUAGCCUGAAAGAGAAACUGGAGUUCACACCUAGAGCAGCUCUGAACAGGAACAGACCGGAAAAGAGCUAACCCGUGUUGGUGUGAGAGACUUGCGUUUACCCUUUCUCAGCAGGAGGAUAAUUCAUCGGAGGCAAAAGGGGGGUGAACCAGAAGGCAAAAACACCCAUUCUUCCCAUUUACCUCAGCCAUACAUCCUCACUAGUGCAUCAGCUUGCCUGUGUACAUAUCUGCUACUUUUAAGAAGAUAGAGGGUAAUUAAAAAAACAACAACAUACAUUUGGUCUUUCACCAAGUCAAAUAUAGCUUAUAUGUGCUGUAUGUGAUUCUUUGACUUUCCCCUUGAUGUCGUACAUGCCUGUUCGUGCAUUGAUGAGUAACUAAACUAAGAUACUAUCAUUAAAACCCCUUAAAUAUGGACAGGGUUUGAUGGGAAUUGGUCAUUUUCUGUUUUAUUUAUAUCUAUCUAUUUGUGGUAUUAUGGCACAAAUGUUAUUGUGUCCCUGCUUUUAAAUCCCACACAAAUGGUGCAAGAGAUGGCCAAAAUGCAAAUAAUUUCCAUGUUCCAAGCCAGUCAAAAAGUCUUUCUCCUUUUAAUCAUUUCUGUAAGUUUGAGACAGGACUUCUGAUUGUUAACAUAAAAGCAGAGGAAGAGAGACAGGUCUUUGUUGUAGUUCUUUUUUUUUUUUAAAUCUCAUGUAACUUUUGAUGGUAUGUGACAAAAUAAGCCAACAGUGUGGGAGGUCUCUCAGGAAGUUUAAGCUGCUUAGUCCUAUUGUCUGGAACAUCUACAUAAUACUUUCAUUUUAGAAAGUCUGGAAGGUCUGUGACAAAUAUGAUGAAUAAAGGAAAUUGCAUGCUACUGUA
Molecule: messenger RNA, 1424 nt
Organism: Sander lucioperca (pikeperch)
Lineage: Eukaryota; Metazoa; Chordata; Actinopteri; Perciformes; Percidae
Gene: smim12
Product: small integral membrane protein 12
Exons: 2
Coding region: 357-629 (90 amino acids)
Source: RefSeq, a predicted model, not a curated record